CAAAACUAAUCUAAUAACCCCAACAAAAAGAACCUUCUCCCAAUGCCUAUAAAUAUAACAUGAUUCCUCUCCCAUUCCCAUCACCAAAUCAACAACACACCGGACAAUUUUCCAAACUACACAUACUAUUAAUUAUUUCCAAUUCCACUAUUAUUCCCCUAAUCACAAAAUAUGCCAUCCAUAUCUUUGGUCAAUUCCUCACCAAUAUUAUUCCAUCCAUUUUCACCCUCCAAGCCAUGUUCUAAAGGCAAGAAAACGAAUUCGUUUGCUCCAAUUAAGGGUUCCAUGAGAGGAUCAGCGGAUCAGAACUUCAGUGGAAGGUUGGUGGAUGAGGGCAUGAUCAUACUGAGGAAGAGGAUCCAUGAGAUGAACAUGAUAGAGAGGAACUAUGAGCCACCAUCGGAUUGGAUGGAUUGGGAGAAGCGGUAUUAUACCAAGUAUGACUCCAUCAUAUGUGAAGCAGUGGGAGUUUUGCAGACCCAGUUGAUGAAUACUAGGCCAAGUUUGGCCCUUGGAGCCAUGGCUUUGGUUGCAAUCAGUGUUCCAACUUCUUCUGCUGUGCUUUUCUUUCAUUUGUUUGAGUUGGCCAAGGCUGUUUUGGCUGCGGCUCAUCUUGGCUAGCUAGAUUACAAUAUUAAUUGUUCAUUAAAUGCUUUGAAUUGGUGGUUUGGUAUUUUGAAAAACCAUUCAAUUCAUUUAAAUUAUACUCCUACAUAUAUAGAGCUUCAUGUAUAGAAUUUUACUCCAUCUGAUCUGCUGUUAGGUUUGAGGAUGGGUAUAGAUAAGUUUAUCCAAUAGUAAUGCAGUUGUUUCGUCAUUUGUGACCUAUACAACUCGUGUAAUUAAAUGCUAUGAUUUGACCCUCUUUACAUUGAGUUGCUUUUACUUGAAGAAUAAUGUUGUCAUC
Messenger RNA from Glycine soja, 907 nucleotides. RefSeq lists its product as uncharacterized. NCBI's taxonomy places the organism in Eukaryota, Viridiplantae, Streptophyta, Magnoliopsida, Fabales, Fabaceae. The record is from RefSeq and is a predicted model, not a curated record. The transcript has a single exon. The coding region runs from base 172 to 621 and encodes 149 amino acids.